UUCAGGUUCUCUCUGUCAAACAUGGGCAAAAAGAAAGCAGCUAAUCAAGGCCCCACGCAACAGCAUUUGCAGGCAUACCAGCGAAUGAACUUUUUACAUCAAGCAUCAAUCCUCAUGUCUACUACAUUCACAACGCUGCCGAAUAAGAAUUCGAAAUCCACUGAAAAACAGCAUCAGCAGCAAUCACUUGCGCCUCUCGGCCGAUAUUACAACAACAAUAUGAAAAAAAUUGGCAGAAAGCUUGUAUUGCGAUCUGACCCGAGUGUAAAACGGGCCAUUUGUAAACGAUGUGACACAGCAUUGAUACCAGCCUUGACAGCCUCAGUGCGAACCCGAGGUACACCGACUGCCGUAGUGACAACGUGCAAAACAUGCGGUACCCAGAAACGAUUGGUUGCGAAUCCCAAGCAUCAGCUUUUCAAUGACAAGACAGAGAACAUUUUACCUACCUCACAAACAGAACCAUAAUUAAUCUUUCAUCUCAUAAGCGCACUAUCACCUGUGCCAACUAACUAUGCCCUAUUCAUAUCCCUCUCUUUCCCUUCCAUUACCAUAUAAUCAUCAUCAUCACCAUAAUUGCUGUAGAUACUUCUGUUUGAUCAUUCUGUACCUGUCUAUCAUAGUAAAAACAAUCGCUCCGCAUCAUUAUACUUUACAGCAUAUACACUACUGCAAAAACAAUG
Molecule: messenger RNA, 683 nt
Organism: Zychaea mexicana
Lineage: Eukaryota; Fungi; Mucoromycota; Mucoromycetes; Mucorales; Lichtheimiaceae
Product: RNAse P Rpr2/Rpp21/SNM1 subunit domain-containing protein
Exons: 3
Coding region: 22-468 (148 amino acids)
Biological process (GO): tRNA processing
Cellular component (GO): nucleolar ribonuclease P complex
Source: RefSeq, a predicted model, not a curated record